CCUGCAAGAAAAAAAGACAAAGAAAGAUACACUUGAGAAGUCAAAGUGUGCAACGAAGAAAGAACAACGCAGCCAUCAGUAAGAAAGAAAAAGAGGAAAAAAGAUAGAAGUAGAAGAAGGUGAAAGUAAGAGAGAGACGGACAGAGGGUGGGUGGUGGGGGGCUCUCGGUUUAAGAGAGAGGGAGAGAGAGGAGGUCGAAGGGAGUCGAGCGAGGAGAAUGACGGAUAGCCAGCAGCAGUUUUGCUUGCGUUGGAACAACUUUCAAGCUAAUAUCACCAGCCAAUUCGAGGCCCUCAGGGAUGACGAGGACUUCGUUGAUGUCACCUUAGCCUGCGAUGGUAGGCGUCUCCAGGCGCACAAGGUUGUCCUCUCCGCGUGCAGCCCUUACUUCAAGGAGUUGUUCAAGACAAAUCCAUGCAAGCAUCCGAUAAUAUUUAUGCGUGAUGUGGAAUUUGAACAUCUACAGUCACUUUUGGAAUUCAUGUAUGCUGGAGAGGUUAACAUAUCUCAAGCAGAAUUACCUACAUUUUUAAGAACUGCUGAGUCUCUGCAAAUCCGUGGCCUCACUGACUCUCAAAAUAAUCAGCACAACAACGAAAAGCAUUUGAAGACAAACAAUAUACAUGCAUCAAAUGGUCGUGGGUUGAUCUCACCAAAUUUAGAGGAGGAGCGUAGUAAAACUCCACCAACCUCAAGUCCUCCACCAUUAAAAAGGCUGUGCAAACGAAGUGAUUCGCCUCAAAUAUCUAGUCCAGUACCAGCUGCGGCGGCCUGUGCAUCUGGAACACCACGCACACGGCCAUUAAUUGAGCCACAGGUUCAACUUGACUGUUAUAAAGAUCUCGAUAUUGUUGAGCCAAAAAUAGAAUUACCAGAAUAUGGAAGCGAUGAUGAUUGUUCUCCAAAGCAGGAAGUCAACACACUGCCAAGUGGCUUUCUUAGCCUUGAUGGUGGCAUGGAAGUUUUGCCAUCUUAUCCACCUUCUUAUCAAGGUGGAGGAGCAGGAGGAGGAGGAGGAGGUGGUGGAGGGGGUGGUGGAUCAUUAGAAGGUGGGAUGCCAGGACCAUCUCAUGCUGGAAACACGGAGUUAAAUCAAGAACAGCAAGCUGACCUACGCAAACUGCACUCGCUGGACCCACGCCCCUGUCCUGUCUGCAACCGCAUGUACAGUAACUUGUCGAACCUGCGUCAGCACAUGCGCCUGAUCCACAACCCUCAGAGUGUCACAUGCCCCCUCUGUAACAAGCCAUUCAAGACCAAGCUCUACCUGAAGCGCCACCUGGUCAGUUUCCAUGAGCUCAGCGUGGCAGACAGGCAUCGCCAGGAAGAAAUCUACCAACAACAACAACCUAAAGCGCAACAACAAGCUGGAGCGCAAACUCAUCUACAAAUCCAGGCACAACAAACAGAUGUUAAACCUUUUCCUGUGCCUAGAGUUUCUAUGGAAGAGGGUACAGCUACAGUAACUCUGGAAAACAAAUCAAGAGUAUUCCAAGAUGGUGCUUAUGAGGUCAAUCAGACCAAUGCCGAAUCAAAGCACUUUCAAAGCAGUAUCAUGCAAUUUGAUACUGCAUACCACUAAUGCGCCUUAGUUUCUUCGGCCCAUUUGUGAUAGUUUUUUGGUUGAGUAGGCUUAAAGCCAGUAUUUCCUGGCAACAAUAAUCUCCAGAUGGAGUUUAAUAUAGUCUUUCGAAAGAAGGUGCAGUGAAAAGAUUAAGAGUUUGUGCUGUGAUGCGAAGAGCAAUUUAUAAUAAUCUAGAGAGAAUUUUAUAGAAUUUUUCACAUUGAAAAUUUUUCAUAAUACUAACUAUUUUUUAAGAGUUUUUUCAAAUUUAGAAAUCGUUUAUUUCUAUUUUUAAUAAGCAUAUUUUUGCUUUAAUUUAUUUCACAUAAAAAUUUAAUUGAAAAGUUGUAAAUAUUAUGUUUAUUCAAAGUAGAUAUAGUACAAUAAUAGAUCAAGUCUUUAGAGUAGAAUGUAAAGCAUAUUAAUUUAAGCAAUUUUAAUAGGUAGAAUGAAAUUUAUUAUCGAAAGACGAUAUUUUUUUUUAAAUUUGUGCUGUUCUUAUUAUUUGUAUUAUUAUUAUUACAUUUAUAACAUCAUCUUAUUUCUUAUUAUUUAUAGUUGUAUUUAGAUAUAUAGAGAUAAUAGAUUAGAAAGUGCAGCUAUUAUUUUGUGCAUAAUGAUAAUGUGCAAUGAGUAUUUUUUAAAUAGUAUAUUAAUAAAUUAAUGUGUAAUAUUUAUAUUACAUAUAAAAUAAUUGCGACAGUAUUAAAAGAUAUAAAAUUUUUAUGUUUUGAAUAAUAUUCAUAUUUAUCAAAAUAUAAAUAUUAUUUUUAUCUGUUAAAGAGUAUAAUGCAUUUAAAAUAUACGUUGUAAUAUAUUUAUAGUAUUUUUAUGAUUUAAAUGCACAAAAAUUUUGUUAACGUAAUUUGAAACAAUAACUAAAAUUUUAUCUCGGAUUGAAUUGAUAUUCUACAUAUAAGAGCUGCAUUCCUAGUUUGUUCAGUAGUUCCUAAUAUCUUUUUAUAAUUUUAUAUUUCGAUUUUUGUUAUAAAACGAAAUACAAGACUUUUUUGGUUAAGAAUAACAAUAGAUGUAAUUAAUAUUAAUAAUAUCAUUAUAUUAAUGAUAUUAUUAAUAAUAAAUGAAUAUUAACGUUAAUAUUUAGUAAUUAAAAUAAAAAUUUAUAAGCAAAAUAUGUAAAUUUUACUCUAAAGACUUUUAACGAAGCGAUGCUAAGAUUAUUUUUGUGCUCGUGUCUUCAUAGCACAGUUUACUCGAUAAAAUAAUCUUUUCACGGUGACUUAAAAUAACUAAUGAAACAAUAGUCCUUAAAGGACAUAACUCGCAAAAGGUGCCGUGCCUAUUCGUCGUAAGGUAAAGCGAGAAUAUUCCUUAAACAAAAGAAGAAACAAGAGAGAAAUUACAAAUAAUCGCCGCAAGUGGAACAGCCAUCCCACCUCGUACUGAUUAUUCCGCGAGCCAGGAUAACUUGUUGUUUUAUUUGAUGCUAUACAGUGUUAUACAGACUACAGAUAUUUACAACGAUAUUAUAUUCUUACAGAGGAUUAUAUUUACUUUAUUGAUUGCGUCACACGACUGGGUGACACGCACAGAAACUCCCAGGAUGACGUACGAACAUAUUAUAAUAUAUUUUUCACCGCGUAGCAGUUUAACGGUGCAAUAGACAGCCAACCGAUUUUACAGCUCAAGCAGAUUUACAGAGGAUUUAUUAUUGACAGUUAUCGAUGGGAAACCACCGUGAUGCAGCAGAUUGAAUUUAAUAUAUUAUAAGAGGCCUGUGUCCGAGAUGGCUUUUUCUUGCAAAUUCUUUUUAUAAUACGCUCUAACGUGAUAUUAUAGAGCUAAAUUUAUCACUUUUCUCUAUAUUUUUUUUUAUAAAAAAUAAUUAAUUUUUCAAUUUUUUUCUGCGUAAUUUUUACGUAAUUUUUUAUACGUAAUUUUUUUUAAUCAAGAAAUAUUUGAUUUCGCAUUAAACGAUGUAAUUAAUUUAUUAAAUGAUAGUAUUAUUCUAUUUUUUUAAAUUUUAUUUUAACGAAUAUAUAUUCGAAAUUUUAAAAUAUUAUAUUCUCGUAAAAUAUCGUUAAUAAUUUAUUAUUUUAUAAAUAUAAUUAUAAUUUUUUUUUCUUUUACAAUUUUUUAAAAAUAAAUUAAUUUUUCCUUCUUUUAUCAACGUUUUAUAGUUGUAUAACGGUGUUUUAUAAUUACAACAAUUUUUAAGGUUAUAUUUUUAAUAAAUUUAUAUUUUAUUUUUUAUCCCUUUUAGUAAUUUUUCUUUCAAAUAUAACUUUUUAAAAUACGAACAUGCUUCUACGUUUCACAUUAUUAUUUUAAGUUAUUGAUUAUAAUUAAAAGCUAUAUAUAUAUAUAUAUAAUAUAUAUAUAUAUAUAUAAUAUAUAUAGCUGCACUAAUAUAUAUAAUUUAAUUUUGUCAGUAUCUCAAAAUAACAUAUAGUCCACGAUAAUAUAUAAAAAAUAUUUUAUAUUUUACUUCGUAAUCGUUCGAUAUUAAUUUUUUUUUCUUUUUUUUUUUUUUUGCAAAACUUACAUUUCGUAUUUGAAUCUUUUUAAAGAGAAAAGAGAAAAGACGAAGAACCAUCUCGGACACCGCCGAACUCCAUAGCCAUAGUACCACACAGUACAACUCAGGAUCUUUUAUAUUAUAUUUUACAGAUGACAAUAGUUCCGUGACCGCGAUGUCCUCGACAAAUUUUUCGCUAUGUAUUUUACAUCAGAGUCUAAAAUUUUCAAUAAUUUGAUAAUUAUUUUCGUUUCGAUAGAAAUUUUAAGUCGUGUAUUAUUCAACUUCUUUUUCUAUCCUUCGGUUCAUUCAAAUUUUUUUUUUUUUUUUUAAUGAAUAAUUUCAAUGAUCAAAUGAUCGUUUCUUCUUCUUUCAUUCUCCCUCUUUUUCUUUCUUUUUUUAUAAAAUUCAAAAAAUUUUACUAUCUUCUAUUACUUGUAUUUUUCUUUCAGUUUCGUCGAAUAAUUACAAAAUUAUUGGAAAUUUAACUUAUAGACUCCGAGUUGAAAGAAAGUCGAAAUAUUUCUCGAGUUGAUCGCGCCAUUCACACAGGCUCCUUACCUCACGAUUUACAAUCAAAUCACAGAUGCAGCUAUAUAUUAUUAUAAUAAGUAUAUUUACAUACCGUUUUACAAUAGUGCCGGAUCGCAACGACUGCGACGAAUCAAAUUUUUGAAAAAAAAAAAAACGCCAGACUCAUUAACCACAAUUAAAGAGAUGGAAAAAAAAAAGAAAAGAAAAGAAAAGAAACAAACAAACAAACAAACAAACAAUUGAUUCCAAUUUUUUUUUCAUCUCGUAUGUGGACGGGGUUUUUCUUUUUCUUAUUGUUACGCACUUUUUCCGAAGGUUUUUCUAUUCGUUUUUUAACGCGUGGAAUAGAGAGCUUCGUGCCCAGCGCAUAGUUUAUAACUGACUCUAAGAUUAGAAUAUAAAUGUUGCAUAUCAUGUUAUUAAGAUUGUUGUACAGACAGCCUGUUGCAAACCUCGGUCUAUGGUUCCUCUCUUAAUAUUUCUAUUUCUUUCUUUCUUUCUUUCUUUCUUUCUUUCUUUCUUUCUUUCUUUCUAUUCUUCUAAUCCUCGUGCGUUAAUUUUUUUGUUAUCAAGAUUUUUUUAUCAUUACUCGAAAUCGACGAAAUUUUUCCAAUAUUUCUUAUCGCGUAAAUUCGUAACUAUUAAUAAUUUUUUUAACGAAAAAAUUUUCCAAAAUAUUUCAUUAUUUCUUCGAACUUCGAUAACGAAAUUUUUACUUACGUUCCAUCGAUCGAUGCUGAUACACGCUUCCCGCGUUAUCGUAACCGUGGAUCGAUCGAUCUUUUUUAAAUCUUAAAAUUCUAUCUCUUGGGUCGGUUUAAAUUUUUUGAUAACGUAAAAAAAUUUGUUUGGAGUUAAUUAUUAGAAAGAUUACAGACGCAUCGUAGAUGGAUAGAUUGAUUAUUUAUUAUAUUUUAUUAUGAAAAUAACGGAUCGAUUGGCUCCCUAGACCGAGAAUCAUGUUCAUAUACAUAUAUCAUACACACACACACGUAAAGCACAUAGCCAGAAUCAAACAGCGAGCCAUAAAGUUAGAGAUUACAUUAGAAAGAGUUAAAGAAGCUCAACAGAUAAUCGAUAAUGAUUGGAAACAAAAGGAAACGAUACGAUACAGACAAUUACAGGGAAUUCAUUUUUUCUAACUCGCAAUCUAAUUCGCUGGGCAUUAAAAGUGAUAUGAUAUGAUCAGCCUAUUAGUUGAUUGAUUAAUUGAUUAAUUGAUUGAUUGAAACAUUCCAACAGAUGAUGCAGUUUUUCCAUUUUUCCAACCCAAACCGCCGAAUAAUCAAUAACCGAUAAUUAAUAACGACAAAAAAAUGACAAAAUUCAGAAAAAUUCAAUUAUCUCAAGAAACGUCUAAGUCUGGAGAAAGCACCUUUUCGCAAAGAAUUCAUUCCCUGAAUAUUUUUUUUUUUUUUUUUUCUUUUUUUCUUUCUUUCUUUCUUUUUAUGUGUAUAUAUUUAUAUAUUAUACACACUUUUAAUCGGUGGGCGAUUUGAAAAUUGGAAAGUUGAAACGCUUGUUCGAGUUUAAGGAGUGAAAUAUAUAACGAGAAAUCUGAAGAUGGAGGGAUGCGAACGCGAGAAUUAAAAAGGUAUUUUUGAGAUUCGGAAAGAGGAAAUUUUUCGGGAAUUUUUAGAAAUUUCAACAAAAUUUUUAUCGAAAGAUUAAACGAAAGAUUAAGAGGCAAAGAAAAGAAAAAAGGGGGGAAGGGGAAAUUAUCCGGAUAAUUCCAGAAAAUUCUUAAAAAUUGUGAUAAUUUUGUACAAUUUCGAGUAUAUAUAUAUAUAUAUAUACAGGUUUCGAUUCGAAAGCUGUGUGAACUUUCUGAUUUUCGAUUCAACGGUAUAUAUUUUCUUUUUCAAGUCAAGUCGAAGAAACGAAACGAAAAGAGAAGAAGAAGAAGAAGAAGAAAAAAAAAAAAGAAAAAAAACAUGUAAAGCAAAGAUUCGACGAGUAGCUACGGAUAAUUAACAUUCCCGUUUAUUCGUUAAUCGAUUUUAUUUGUACAUUUUUUACUAUUACUAUUACUACUACUACUUCUAUUAUUAUUAUUAAUAUUAUUAUUUAUUCGAAAACGUAAUAAUUGUAUCUCGAAAUGUAUCGAGAUAAGUUGUUGAAACGAAUUUUUCGACUCGAAAAAUUUAUUUUAUUUUCUUUCUUCAUUCAUCCGAGUUUUCUUUUCUUUUCGAGGAAAGUGCAUUUGCUUAAUUGUUGUACAUAUUGUAAAUUACAAAUGAUUCGUAUACUCGAGAGCUAGCGAUUAAUCGUAAAAUUAGACUUAGGGUUAAUUAAAGGGGAUAUAAAGUGGUUUCUCGUUCGGUUGUUAUAAUAGCUUUCCUAUUUCUUAAUGAGAAGAAGAAAAAAGAGAGGAAAAAAAAAAUAGUAGUUAGCGUUCUUUUAAUUAUUCGUAAGAAUGAAAAAAAUCUAGUCAAAUUGAAGUUUCGCGAAGAAUUGUAGAAUGUGUCAAAAAAUAGAGUUUUCUCGUAUUUUUUUUUUUUUGUGAAAAAAUCGUUACUUUUUCUUUCUUCGUAAACAAAAGUACGAGAAAGUGACUUGGUUGGAAGAACGAAAGUAAAAAAAAUUCAAGUUCCUUUCUUUUUUUUCUCUUUUUUAACAAUAGACCGUAAUCGAAUCGAGAUAGAGAAAAUUUCGUUCUUCUAAGCGAUGCGAGGACAGAGAAAACAAAUUUUCGAGAAUAGAAAUCGACGGUGCAAGAAGUUGGUAGAUGGAAGAAAAGAUAUAGUUCACUGAAAUUGCGACCGUAAAACUUGCUAGUUACGAAUAUUACUACAAGUUAAUCUCAUAUUUCUUAAUUUUCUCUCUCUCUCUCUCUAUCUCUCUUUCUCCAUCCUUCCUUCCUUCCUUUAACUGCCCGUCAUUAUCGUCUUCUCCUUCAUUUUCUCAUUCUUCUCUUUCCCCUUCCCCUUCCCUUUGAAACGUCUAUCUACCAUUCUUCGUAUCUAAUGUAAGAUAUUUUUUAUUACUCGAUAGCGUAUUCGAACGACCAGUAUUUCACUAUAUUUUUUAAUAGUGAUUUUUAUAAUUGUAAAGGUGAUGUAGUCGAUAGUGCAAUUUUUCGAGCGUAGAUAUGUAUGUAGUUAGUGCAUCAGUAUUAAAAUGGGAACGCAACUAGGAAUAUAUGCAACUUUUGUGCAAUUCUCUCGAUAAUUUGUGUAUUUCUUGUGUGAAGAUUGUGAAUUAUUAUUAUUAUUAUUAAUAAUGCAAUUUUUCAUUAUCAAUCGCAUUUAUCUAAAUAUUCCGAUAAGGCGAGUCUUUUAUAUAGAAGCUAAUAAUCUGCUAUUUAAUCUGAUUUUUUUUUUCUUCCUUUUCUUUUCUUUCUUUUAAAUUUUAAAUUAGAUCUAAUUUCAUGUUCUUAUCUCUUUUUUACGCGAAGUUUAAUUAAAAACUUUUUUCACUUAAUUGCCUCUUAUAUCUGAAACGAAUUAAAAUAUAUAGAUCGGUUUAAUUAUUGCAUCAGUAUAAAAUUAUUGCAUCUAUAGAAGAAAUGUGUUAUAAAGUAUUAUAAAUUAUAAAUUAUUAUCCGAAUAUUGCAUACUUUCUGUAGAAAAAAAAGAAAAAAAAAAGUAUUCUUACUUUAAAUUGUUUUCGAUAACAAAUUUUAUAUUUUCAUAUUUACGAUUAUAAUAAUAUCAAUAAGAAGCAUGGAAAUGUGAUUAAAAACAAUUUCGUUCGUAAUUUAUAUUUUGAUAUAAAAGAUAUAUAAUUAUAUAUUAAUUUAAAUUAACGAAAUGUACAUCUUAUCUUCUCUUAUUGGCAUAAAACCUGUUUGGUUAUAAAAAAAAAAAGCAACCGUAUCACCGAUAUUUUUAAUCUCGAUUAAAUAUCGACGAUAUAAUCGUGAUUAUAAAUUUAAUUUUUAAUAAAUAUUCUUAAAUUAAACUCCUCGGUUACGAUUGGUCGAUUUUCGAUACCGAAGAGAACCGAAAUUACGAGAAUUGAUUUCGGUGUCUUUUUUUUUUUUUUUUUUUUUAAUCGUUGUUUAAAAAAAAAAAAGAAAAAAACUGGAAAAAGACGAAGAAGCGAGGCAUUUACAAUUUUUUGCUUAUGGAUUAAACCACUACUGAAUAAAAUAUCUAUCUAAAAAUAUCAUUGAUAUUUAUCUCUUAAAAAAAGUAACGUUAUUAAACAUUAUGCGAAGUAAUAGUAUCGAGCUGUACAUAUUAUUGCUUUCUGCGUUUAAUAAGAUUCCGGUUGCGAAUUUCAGUGAAUGUAACGAAAAUCACCGAACGAGAAUCCAAACUGACGUAGCGCAACAUUUUUUGCAAAUCUACUUGGGGAAAAUCUCUCUCUCCCUCUCCCUCUCCCUCUCCCGCCCUCGCCCUCUCUCUCUCUCUCUCUCUCUCUCUCUCUCUCUCUCUCUCUCUCUCUCUCUCUCUUUUCCCUACAAAAAAAAUUUCAAUCAAAUUUUUCAUCACGAGAAACAUUCCGCGACGAUAUUUUCGUAGAAAAAUGUGAAAUCAUUCAUUGACUUUUCUCCCGACGAAUUUAAGAAAAUUUAAAAAUUUCCAAUUUCGGCAACAUGAUUUAAAAUUCUUAUCGUUGUUGCGUUGAAACAAUACACUGUGACAGUGAGUGGGUUAAUAAUAAGGCACGUCGUGUUAUUUUAAUGAUGAUAUUUAAUGAUGAUGAUGAUGAUGAUGAUGAUGAUGAUGAUGAUGAUGAUGAUGAUACAUGAUUGCAAAUAAUUUUUCGUAACUUUUUUUUUUAGAAUAGGAUUAUAAAAGUUGAAAAUUUUUGCAAUAAAUAGGGACUACUGUACUUCUUGCAAAAAAGAAAAAAUUGGAAAGUAAGAUAUACGUAAUAUUUGAAAAUGAUUAAUCGCAGAAAAGAAGGAGAAGAAGAAAAAUUCGAAAUCUUUAUAAAAGCGUCCCUCACCCCUCAAAAAAAGACAAGAUUGGAAAGGAUAAAAGCAAUGAAAAAUUUUUAUGUCUUAGUUAGAUUUAAAAACUGAUUAAAAAAAGAUAUAUACGUGUUUCUCUGGAGAGUAAAAAAAAAAGAGGAAAAAAAAAUUAAUAAUAUUCUUAUUAUAAUAUAAAGAGAUCGACGAAGAAGAACGAAAAUGUUUUUCAAAUUUCUGCAAAAGAAAAACUUUACUUUAAUAACUUUAUAGACAAAAGUAUUUUGCAGACAGAAGAGAGGAAAAAAAAAUAAAGGACAUAUAAAUUUUAGAAGUUGUAAAAAAAAGAAAAAAUAAGAAAGCGAGAAUUUCACGAUUUUUUUGCAACUGCUAUGUAUUCAAACGAGAGGAAUAAUAACAGAUAUCUUAAAUAAGCCUUUUAAAAAAAAAAGUUUUGCAGGAAUUAUUGCAAAUAUUGUAAUCCCAGAUUUUUGCAAAAAAAUACAAAUAUUAGAUUCAAAAAAUUUUUACCGAAAACUCAUAAAAAAUUAGAUUGUAGAAUUUUUACGAAAAAAAAAACUCGACUAGAUUUAGAUUUAUAGAUUUUUUGCAAAAUAGAAGUAAAAGAAAAGAAAAAAACCGAUGUUGCGAGAAGUAAAUAACGAGAUUAGGUGGAAUUUUUAUGGAAAAAAGAAGAAGCAAAAAAAAAAAAAUCACGAAAAAGUGACGAGAGAUUAGAUAGAAAUAAAAAGAUAUUUAAAAAACGAAAAAGUGAAAUUCAAGAUAGGAGAUAUUUUUUCGAGAUUAUUAACGGGGGUUUGCAAAAAAUCUAUCAAGUCAGCAGCUCGUUCCAAUAAUUAAACGAAUCGACGAGAAAAUUCCGAAUAAUAGAUUAAAAAAAAAAAAAAAGAAAAACUUAUCCGUAAAUUGUAAUUAUUUCUAAAAUUUCUACAAGGGGUGAAUGCAUGAGGUGAACCAUGAGGGAAAAAUAAGGAAUUGGAAUAUUGAAAUUUUUUUAUGUAUUUUCCCAUUCUCAAAACGGAAAAAACUUUUCGCAUAUAUGUGUAUAUAAUACGGAAGGGAAACGAAUUUUUUGGAAUUUUCUUCGAAUUUUAUUUGCUUCCGAUGUAGAAAUUUUUCACACACGCUUUAACUUAAGUAAAUUUAUUUAUUGAAAUUCAUUAUUAUUAUUAUCAUUAUUAUUAUUAUUAUUAUUAUGUAAACUGUCCCGAGUGACGUAGAACGUACGAAGUAAGAACGAUUUCAUAAUUAUUCACACGAAACGACUGAAUAAUCGAUUCCUUUUCUUUCUUCGCUAUAAAAAAAAAAAAAAAGGAAAGAAAAGAAAAGGAAAACGCUAAUGCGAACGAGAAGUAAGAAAAAAAAAUUAAAAAAAAAAAAAAUUAAAAUUUUUGUACUUAGAAGUUUAUCUGGACAGAUAAUUGUUCCCCCUUUUUUGUUAUUCUUAUUUUAUUUUAUUUUAUUUUUUUUUUUUUACUUAAAAAGUGUAAAUUGUAAAUAAAUUAUUUUUUUUCGUCGAACGAUUAAAUAUCCUUUUUUUUCUCUUCAAUAUCGUUAUCGAUAUUAAUAAUUUUCCAUAAGAUACGAUACGGAUUGAUAUUUUUUUUUAAUAUCGUUUUGAUUUGAAUUUAUUUUUCUAUUUUCUUAAGAAUGUUUAUCGUUUGAUUUUUUUUUUUUUUUUUUUAAUUUAAAAAGGCUCGAACGAUUAUCUGCACGGAUUAAACCGCGCGAUAAGAGAACAAUCGUGUGAAUCUUUCGCGGUUGAGAUGUAAUGUGAACGCGUUUCGUUUAUUAUUAUCGCAAUAAAAUAUCCUAUGCGUACGUAUUUUUCUAAUUGUUAUUUCUUAACUUAAAUGUAAUUUAAGUUUUAAAGUUUUUACGUUUAAGCAAAAAAAAAAAAAAAGAAAAAAAGAAAAAAAAAAGGAAAAAAAAAGAAAAAAAAAAGUGUAAAACAUUUUAUAUUUUACAUGAGUAAUUGUGAACGAUAAAUAAUUAAUCGAUGAUAUUCGAAACGAUUUUAAUGAAACGUUAGAAAAAGAAGAAGAAAAAGGAACUACAUUUUGGACGUCGAUUUCAUUUUCGUCCACAGUGCGAGGAUUAAUUAUUUAUUGUGAAAGAAAUACAUAGACGUGGGUUAAGUGGAAACGAUUUUAAUCGCAAAUAGUUUUAAAAGUUGAUCGAUAAAGUUCCUUUCCCGUAUAUAAUUGUCCGUGCGAUUAACUAAUUAAUUAAUUAAUUAAUUAAUUAAUUGUCUCUUCAAGUUUGUUUAUCGAUCGAGGAAAAGAAUUAUCGCGAUACUUAAAUAAAAUAUAUAUAUAUAUAUAUCUGAUGAUAAAUGAUAUUCGAAAGGAAUUUUAUAAACGUUUAUCAACAUAUUUUUUUUUUCCUUUUGUAAAUUUUUGUUAAACGCGUGAUUAAUAAUUGUAAAUUGUUCAAAUCUCUCGCGUUAUUCUUAUGUUCCUAUUUUAUUUAAUUGUGUCGCAUUUUUUUUUUUAAAUCCAAUUCGUGUAAAAAAAGAAAUGAGUGUAAAUAUUUAAGGAAAUUCGUUUUCCCUUUUUUUCCUUUUAGUUUUACGACUGAUUAUUAAUGAUCUAUCGACAAUUAUUAUUAUUAUUAUUAUUAUUUUCUUUUUAUUUUUAAUAACAUAUAUAUAUAUAUAUAUGUAUGUAUGUAUGUAUAUAUAUAUGUGUGUGUGUGAAUAUUUGUUGGAUGAUUCCUUUUUGCGAGUAAUAUUUUUCUAAUUUAUCGAUAUGUCGAUUCAGAUUAUAUUAUAUUAUCACGAUAUUAACGUACGUAUGUAAUCAAGAUGUUAGAAAAAUGUUUUCAAAUUGGAGGAGGAAGGGUCGUACAAAGGACGAAUGCCCGAUGUUUGGAACACAUUUUUCUCGUAUCUUCGAUCGAUACAUUCGAUGCUGUUCACGAUGACACAACAUGUUCCUUAAAGUAACACUUUUUAUUAUCGCCCUAUCCUAUUUUGUAUCUUUAAUUCGACAUAUUAUAACAUCAUAUACAUUAUGCGAUACAUUUUUUACGAUAUUAAAUGUAAAAAGAGUAAUAUUUAAAAUUAUAUAUUUGAUCAUCAAAAUAUAUUAUAUCAAACUAUUAUAUUAUGGAGGAAUUGAAUUCUAGAAAUAAUUACAUUUUAACGCGUCAUCGUUUCGAUACUGUCAUUUUAUUUUAUCGCCUAAAGUUAUCGAUUAAAUGUUAAUAAUUAUCGUGAAGAUUAUUAAAAAAAAAAAAUCGUGUUUUUUCGAGGAUUUAUAUUUUUCUCGAUAUUUUCUCUCUCUCUCUCUCUCUCUCCAAAUUACAAACAAUUGCGCAUAAAGCAUCAUCCAACAAUUAAUUAACAAAGUUAUCGUUGUGUUAUUCGCGCGGCAAUAUUAUAUUCGUGCUUGAAUUUUCAUUUCGAAUCUAAAAAAAAAAGACAAACGUAAACGAGACUCGUAAAAAAAGAAAAAACACUUUUCUCGAAAGAAUUUCUUUUUUUUUUUUUUUUCGAAGAAUCGAAACGAUAGAUGAUAUUUAUAUAGCAAGUAAUCAUUGAGAUUGAAAAUAUCGAUACGGAUAUCACGAGCAAUUUUCUCGUGGUUUGAAAAAUCAUGAUGCGUUUUAUUUGUAUCGGUGUUUUAAUCCACCGGUUGAUUGUAACCUUUCGAUUAUCAGCGCGAAGAUAUCGGUGAAUAAAGGAUAUUCAAAUUUGUACGGCAUCUUCGUUAUUAAUUAUUUUAUGCUCUUUUGUUUUUAAUUCUGUUUAUUUGCCAAAGAAAAGCUUGGAUUAAAAAAAUUUAAAUCAAAUCGUGUUACAAAUUACGUACGACCGCUUUAAUUUCAAUUUCGAUGAUUAAAUUAUAUUUUCGCCUAAAAAAAAAAAAAAUGUUAUUUACGUUUUUCGAAUUUAAACUCGAUUUUUAAUCUCGACAACGAUGAAUCGAAAUUUUUUUAAAACAAGGAUAAACAAGAUCGAUAUAAAAAUAUAUAUUAAUUUUGUUAAUUUUAUUUUAUCCUUUCGAAUAAUUGUAUAUAUAUAUACGUACAUAAGUGAUAAGAUCGUUUUAAGUUUCUUUGAACGAAACUUCUCUUCUAAGGUGAAUACACGCCUUUUCGCGCGUGUGUGUGUGUGUGUAAUCGAGCAAUUUCGUUUCGAACGUAACGACGUAAUAAUUAUACGACUUUUAAUAUUUGCUACAACUUACAAUAACAAUUACGGCAUAUAGUUUAACUUACUUGCUCACUUCCAAUUAAAUACUUUUUACGAAACAAAAUAACCAAGUUUCAAAUUCAAUUAUUAAUUUUAAGUUUGGAAGGAUGAAAUGUAAGAAGGAACGAUCUCAUUGUGUGAAAAUAAUUUAUAACAUCACGACAAGUAUUUCUUAUAAAUAAAUCAGUUUAUAUAAAUUUA
Molecule: messenger RNA, 13859 nt
Organism: Apis cerana (Asiatic honeybee)
Lineage: Eukaryota; Metazoa; Arthropoda; Insecta; Hymenoptera; Apidae
Product: broad-complex core protein isoforms 1/2/3/4/5
Biological process (GO): regulation of transcription by RNA polymerase II
Cellular component (GO): nucleus
Molecular function (GO): protein binding; DNA binding
Source: RefSeq, a predicted model, not a curated record